GAGGUGGGGCCAGACUAGUGGAAGUAGGGGGCGGGCGGGAAAGGCCCCCUGUCCAUCACCCGGCAGCUGAGAUGACUAGUCACCCACUUGUCCUCCCCACUCCCACCCCCCGGUUGGGGCGGAGUUGCAGGAGGAGGGGAGGCCGCCCCGCCCAAAAGCGAUCGGGGUUUUCGGCUCUCCCUGGAGCCGGAAAUCGGCGGACCUUCCCCGCCGAUGGGCGGCGCCCCCGGAGGAAGGGAGUUGCGGCCGAUGCCCGGGGCCGGCGGGGAGCCCCAGCCCGCCGGUCCUCCCUCCCGCCGGGUGGCCGACGGGCAGCGGAAGCGGAAGGCCGGGGGCUCGCCGAGCGGAAGCGGAAGCGGCGGGAGCGGUCGGGGCGCCGGACGGCUCGGCGCGAUGGCGGAGCCUGGCUCGCAGGCCCCGCCGCCCCCGGGGACCCCGAGCCGCCACGAGAAGAGUUUAGGAUUGCUCACCACCAAGUUCGUGUCUCUGCUGCAGGAGGCCAAGGACGGAGUGCUCGACCUCAAGCUGGCGGCAGACACCUUGGCCGUGCGGCAGAAACGACGAAUCUACGACAUCACCAACGUGCUGGAAGGGAUCGGGCUGAUUGAGAAGAAGUCUAAGAACAGCAUCCAGUGGAAGGGCGUCGGGCCUGGUUGUAACACCCGGGAGAUCGCAGACAAGCUCAUCGAAUUGAAGGCCGAGAUUGAGGACCUGCAGGAGAGAGAGCAGGAGCUGGACCGGCAUAAGAUCUGGGUUCAGCAGAGCAUCCGGAACGUUACCGAAGAUGUGCAGAACGACCACUUAGCCUAUGUGACCCACGAGGAUAUCUGUAGGUGCUUUUCAGGAGACACGCUUCUGGCCAUCCGAGCCCCGUCGGGGACCAGCUUGGAGGUGCCCUUCCCUGAGGGCCCGAACGGGCAGAAGAAAUACCAGAUCCACUUGAAGAGUACCAGUGGGCCCAUUGAAGUGCUACUGGUCAACAAGGAUGCCUGGAGCUCCCCACCCGUCGUGGUGCCCGUGCCCCCCCCAGAUGACCUCGUCCAGUCCCAGCCUGUGGCCGUCCCUUCCCCCCCGCCCCAGCCGGCCAUCCCCCCAGAUCAGGAGGCUGCGAUUCCUGGUGGUGCCCGGGCCUCCACCCCCACGGCCACCAGCACCCAGGUCCACGGUGCUGCUGGCCAAGCGACAGCAGGCACAGAGUGCAGCGGCUCUGGGGCCGAUGCCAAGGAUGGGAGCACACUCACCCCUCUGGAUCCGCAGCCUUUGGAAUCGUCUGCCUCACUGGACAGCAGCUCUGUCCUGCCCCACCCAUCUACCUCCUUCGAACCUAUCAAACCGGAUCCCACGGAGAUACUGGAACUCCCCAAAGAGCUGUCGGAGAUGUUUGAUCCAACCAGAGAAUGCAUGAGCUCUGAUCUGCUGGAGGAACUGAUGUCCUCAGAAGUAUUUGCUCCUCUGCUCCGCCUCUCCCCGCCCCCCGGAGACCACGACUAUGUCUACAACCUAGAUGAAAAUGAGGGGGUCUGCGACCUCUUCGAUGUGCCCGUCCUCAACCUCUGACUCCAGCCUGCUGGGGCUGCGUGAGCACAAACUGUUUGACCUGGAGAAAGGGCCCACCCCCUACCCAGCCUGUGCCUCCCCCAACCUCCCACCCCGGCUGGCUACACUGAAGGGCCUGAAACCAGAGUCACAGACUGAUGCCAGCUCAGCAGGUCCUCUUCCCUUUCCCUCCCUCACUGCACAUUUAGGGUACAGAUUUGUCUUCCCCUCUGGCUUGGGCCCUUUUGUUUUCUUCCAGGGCCUAGGUCCAGAUCCAGCUCUUCCUCCCCCUGCCCCCAUCCCUUUCCUCCCUGUAGCCAAAGUCUUUGCCACAUACCUCUCUGGGCUUCCUAGGGCCAGGUGCAUGGCACCUCCAUUUAGGGUGGCUCAACACUUCUCGUACCAGCCUCCACCCCAAUGCAGUAGCGUGCCCCCACCCCCCCAAGUGUCGGGCAGGGAUUCAUUCAUUCAAUCAAUCGUAUUUAUUGAGCGCUUACUGUGUGCAGAGCACUGUACCAAGUGCUUGGGAAGUACAGUGUAGAAACUUAAGUAAAGGGAGGUACAGGGUUUGGGGCUGGGCUCCCCUCAGACCUGGCCAACUUACUUGAAAGGGCCGAGGUCAGUGGGCAUAGCACCGCGCCUUCAGGGUGAUCCGCUGCCGGAAAAGGGCUCUCAUCCCGCACACACACCUCCCCCCCCCCCGCACCCUACUUCGAGCCACUAUCGCUACUUUGGUUUCCCGCGGCCCCUCCGCUCUCAUGUCCUCCCCAGGGGCGGGCCCCGGCCUUGAGCUGCCCGCCCCCACCCCGAUCACCGCCACUCCAUAGACCUCGUGCAGAGCUGGACCACCGGAGUCCCUGUGCAUAUUGUCUUUAGCACCCUCGUUUGCUCUUUGUUUGCCAUCAGACGAUGUUUGGAGAAAAUAUUUAGGAAGAGAUUUACAGGAAUGUGGAUUCCUAUAUAAAGAUUAUUUUUAUACUUUUUGCAGCAAAAGGAAUUUGCCUGUAUUAUUUGUACAGCGUUGAGUGAAUAAAAAGCCUUUCGGAGCCC
Molecule: messenger RNA, 2586 nt
Organism: Ornithorhynchus anatinus (platypus)
Lineage: Eukaryota; Metazoa; Chordata; Mammalia; Monotremata; Ornithorhynchidae
Gene: E2F4
Product: E2F transcription factor 4
Biological process (GO): regulation of transcription by RNA polymerase II
Cellular component (GO): RNA polymerase II transcription regulator complex
Molecular function (GO): protein dimerization activity; RNA polymerase II cis-regulatory region sequence-specific DNA binding; DNA-binding transcription factor activity, RNA polymerase II-specific
Source: RefSeq, a predicted model, not a curated record